AGCGCUUCCAGUAAUUAGGAUGCACCUCAGGUGGACACUCACUGCUCCUUUGUGUCUUCUAGUGGGUUUCCGGCGGCUCCCACGGGUGCGUUCGGCGGUUUAUAUCCACCCCUGGACUUCAGGAAGCCUUCAAAGCGGGCGUUCUUCACACAUGGAUCUGUGCGUGACCAUCAAGGGCGUCUCGUUCCUCCUGCAGACGGGUCUGGGGAUCCUGGCCAACGCUCUGGUGCUGCUGGCCUAUGCCCACAUGUCUCUGACCGAGGCUCAUCUGCAGCCGGUGGACUCCAUCCUGAGCCACCUGGCCUUCGCCGACCUGCUGCUGCUGCUGACCCGCGGCGUGCCGCAGACCAUGACCCUCUUCGGCAUGAGGAACCUGCUGGACGACGCUGGCUGUAAGGUGGUCAUAUACGUGUACCGCGUGGCCCGAGCGCUGUCCGUGUGCGUCACCUGCAUGCUGAGCGUCUUCCAGGCAGCCACCGUGGCUCCGGGGCUCUCCGGCUUGAAGCUCCGGCUCCCGCGGCUCGUCGUUCCCACUUUCGCCGCGCUGUGGUUCCUCAACAUGGCUGUCUGCAUAGCCGCUCCGCUCUUCUCCGUCGCCCCUCGAAACGGCACCGUCCCGCCCUUCACGCUCAACCUGGGCUUCUGCCACGUGGACUUCCGUGAUAACCUGUCCUACGUGAUCAACGGGGUGGCCGUGUCGGUGCGCGACUUCGCCUUCGUGGGCGUGAUGCUGGGCUCCAGCGGCUACAUCCUGGUGCUGCUCCACCGGCACGGCCGGGCGGUGCGGGGCCUCCGGCGCUCGCAGGGGGCCUCGAUGGAGACGCGCGCGGCGAAGACGGUGGUGAUGCUGGUGGUGCUGUACGCCGUGUUCUUCGGCAUCGAUAACGUGAUCUGGAUCUACAUGCUGACGGAGCCGCGGGUGUCUCCGGUGGUGGCCGACAUGAGGGUGUUCUUCUCCUCCUGCUACGCCGCGCUCAGCCCGUUCCUCAUCAUCUCGUCUAAUAAGAAGGUCAAGGCCAGGAUGGUGUGCGCGAGCUCCUCGCCGGACCAGGAGCGGCAAGCCGAGGACCCCAAACCUGCCAAAGACUGAGCUUAACGCAAACUCUUGUAAAUACUGUGAACAUAUAACAUCUUAUAAUACAAGAUAUUAUCAUAUAAAAUGAUGUAAUGUA
Molecule: messenger RNA, 1172 nt
Organism: Onychostoma macrolepis
Lineage: Eukaryota; Metazoa; Chordata; Actinopteri; Cypriniformes; Cyprinidae
Product: olfactory receptor class A-like protein 1
Exons: 1
Coding region: 20-1090 (356 amino acids)
Biological process (GO): G protein-coupled receptor signaling pathway
Cellular component (GO): membrane
Molecular function (GO): pheromone receptor activity
Source: RefSeq, a predicted model, not a curated record